AUGUGGCAGAAUAGGUUUAGUCAUGUCAACAAAACUACUACAUACGAAUCUCCAUGUGUCAGAAACCCGGAUCCACCGCCCAAACCAGAACCCAGAGCAGUUACUUUGGAGCGAUCACCAUCACUGGGUUUUGGGUUUGUAGCAGGCUCAGAAAAACCUGUCAUUGUAAGGUUCGUUACCGAAGGAGGACCAAGUGUUGAUAAGGUUAGUGUAGCUGUAGAUUUUUAUAAAAAGGGUCAUGUAACAGCUGUAUAA
Messenger RNA from Diabrotica balteata, 255 nucleotides. The record is from the annotation of a GenBank genome assembly. Lineage: Eukaryota; Metazoa; Arthropoda; Insecta; Coleoptera; Chrysomelidae.